UAGAUUUAGUCUUCUUGGUAUUAGAGUGAUAAGUUGAGAGGAAGCUUUGUAUGCGCAAUUUGAAACGUUCGAGAGCAAAGGUCCGCGAAAAGUGCGAGAUCGGUUCAGUGACGGUUAGGUCGAAACUGUUGGAACGAAUAAUCAGUGGCUCGCGGCAAAGUGUGUUCCUUAGAUUUGUAAUAACAUAAAAUAUGCAGCGAAAAUUUUAUACGUCUUGCAUAAAAGUUAACGGGAUACCUCUCCUGCCACCAUUAAUGACCGACGGUAUCAAGGAAGAGAUGAAACGCUACAGGUCUUUGGCUGUCAAAGUGGAGGAAAAGUUGAAGACCGAACGGUCCGUGAAGUGCACCAUUAAGAAUAAAUGUGUGCAAGCCAACAUAGCGGAGCCGACGAAUCGAUCAAAGAACGUAACCAAAUAUAGUUCAGAUAGCGAUUUCUCCAAUUACAACACUACGAGUGACACCAAUAACAGUGAUUCACUUUCCAAAGUUACUAUCGUCGAGCAUGCACCGGCGAUGCAAGUCACAAGCGGCGAAGCCAGAGACAAGCUAGAUGUGCAGUCUGACAGAGGAGAUAUCCAAUCUCCCGUGUCAGAUACACAGGAUUCGCAGUCCCAGGUUUCCUCGACGAACGACAUUUUCCAAGACUCGGAACCCACAAAGACUGAUCGGACGGGAAGCACCGACACAACAGUGGGAGCGUCGACGCCCAACGAAGAAGCAACGUCGCCUGAAAGUUGGAAACCCGAAGUACCCAAGACACUGGAUAUAGUUCCGAUAACGUUAAGCGAUCUCAAGUGCGAGAGGGACAGCGUCGAGCCUCUCGCAGUGCCGAGCAAGGAAAGUGAGCACCCACCUAAAUUGUCGCGCCAAGGCUCUUAUGUUCUGGACACACCCAGCCCUAUGUUACUCGCCCAUAUGCACACAGAAUUGAACUACGUUCCUACACCCACCACCGUUGAUCUGCCGCAGCGGAAGCAGUGGAAUAUCGCGCAGUCCAAGGUGGAGUGGGAGAGCGGGCAGUUUCCAGCGGAGGACACUGAAACGCCUAAGGAGCUGGGAGCGACUUCGCAGCGUGCAGAGCCGCCGGCCGCGGAUUCAUAUCAAACGAACAAAUCUGCCGACGGUACCGAGGAAUCGGUUGAGGAACGCAGACCCGAUAUCACAUCGAAUGAACAUAAUCAUACGCCUAGUAUCGAUGCGAAGGAGACAAGCGCGCCGGAGAGAUCAAAGGGGAACGACAACAUCUGCGUGUUGGACCUAGUGAACAAAUUGCAAGAGGCGGCAGCGAUCGGGAACAGUCCCGAGACGCGAUCGGCGGACACGGACAGAACGAGGGAGCACCCGGUGGUCAGGUCGAAAUCAAGCAUCACGUCCGAAAAGCUGCUGACGGUUUACCGGGAGAUCGAGGAGCUGCACAGGAAGCAGAUGAUGGAGCUGAUAGACCGUCAACGGAAGGAGCAGUCGCUGCUGCAGGCGGAGUUUCAGAAGCAACAGAUGCUCCUGCUCGCGGAAAUACACAAGUGCACCGUCUAUCAAGCACCGAGCGUUAUGUCGAGGAGCGCUUGCGAAUUGAGACGAUCGGACGUGAGCUCCCCCAGGAGAAGCGUGCACGCGGACCUUCAGCAGCAACGUGCCAACGGCGAACCGUCGUCGGAUGCCCGCGUCGUCGUGUGCCCUCUCAGCUACGUCUCACCGAAGAACCCGUACAUGCCUAAGCACCAUCGCAAGUCUCCGCUUUACAUCACCGACGCGUCUUCCGCGGCCCUCAACCUGGACCUCGCGAGGCGAAUGAACCUACGCGACGCCGUACACAACGACACCAUCAAUAGUAGUAAUAAUAAUUAUAAUAAUAAUAACAAUAAUAUUAAUAACGAGGACGACAACAAUCGUGGCGCGUACAAGAACCCGACUGUGAACCGGCAGUUGUUCCCCCUGGACAGUAACACCACGCACGUACCGGUGCUGGACACCUCGGUGUAUCACGAGAAACACGUGCGAGCGAUGAAUAUUAUCAAUGCGUACGCGAGGGGCUACCUGACGCGUAGAUUAAUGCGGACCGAGCGCGUAAUCACGUUGAAAAAGAUAUACAAAGAGGCGUUGCAUUGUAUGCUCAAGUUGCACGUGGACGCGCCUCUGAACCUGGCGGAAGUGAACUUCCUUCAUCGUCUGCAGUUGCAGUGCGACGCAGCGUCCCUGAAUUUGGUGGAGCUGUUCGCCCAGCCUCCCGCGAAAAGGAUGAAAGUGAUAGAGCAGGAUCGCGAGAUCAAGCAGUCUCGGACGGAACGGCCGACCUCGGCACGCUCGUACUCAUUCGCCACUCAAAAGACUCUGGCCAGGAAGAACCUCAAGGAAUUCGAAUCCACGAUGACCAAGUACCAGCGGCCGUUGGUCGUCACGAGAAACACCAUCCGGUCCAGGUGUCAGACUUGGACGUCGGACAUAAGAGAAAGGCUCGUGUCGCCGAACACUUUGAAUCAAAGCAUCAGGAGGAGCACCAGCACCGGGACCGUUCGGAAGCCGUGGCGAUGAUGACCCACAAGUGAGGGAGAAGAAGAGAGGAAGAUAGAGAGAGUGCCUUAACGACAUUGAUCAAAUGACACACCAAUUUUACCGCUAGAACGCGGGGAGGGGGGGGGGUUCCACGCGCCUCGUAGCUCUCGAGCCGUGAUAAUCGUAUUACCCGGAGCGCUUUUAGCCUGUUUGUCUGCCUUAAAAAGCGAGCGGUGCGCCGGUGCAUGAUCUUCCGACGAAUAUAUUUACAAUAUAUUUUUAUUAUUACCGUCGAUCGAGUUUCUAUUUCUUGACUGAUGUAAUACUCAUCUGUGAUACGUGUGUGUGUGCGUGCGUACGUCUCCAAAUGCGUCGCGCUUCCCACUUCAUAUUUAUUGAGGCUGAAAUAUCGAGGAUUUUUUUUAUCGUAUCUUAUGUGAGGAUGAAGCGCGUGUAUACACGCGCGGAUUGUAUACGGCCGGGGAUACGUUGAUAUUUGACCGUUGCAACGUUGAUUGUAAACCUGUAAUAAAGAUCGCUUUUCCUUUUUUUUUA
Molecule: messenger RNA, 3047 nt
Organism: Dinoponera quadriceps
Lineage: Eukaryota; Metazoa; Arthropoda; Insecta; Hymenoptera; Formicidae
Exons: 6
Coding region: 192-2531 (779 amino acids)
Biological process (GO): centriole replication; regulation of cytokinesis; centrosome duplication
Cellular component (GO): centriole
Molecular function (GO): protein binding
Source: RefSeq, a predicted model, not a curated record